AUGAGUGGUUUAGGCCCUCCUGGUGUAUGGGCCGCUCAGAAACGCCUCGAGUCCUGGGCUCGAGCGGCUCGCGAGAGGACCUCCAGUGCUAGUAGCGGCCAAAGCCAUAACUCGACUGACAGCUUCGGUGAAGACAAAUCUCAUGGCAGUCCGAGUGAGAUGCUGAUACCUAAGGAACAAUGUCGGGUCCAGCCAAUAAGCGAGAGCCGAACUGCUACGUCGCUCCCUCACGCGCGACUUGCGAGGACUCCUUCCAUAUCAUCUCAAAGCAGUCUUGACAGUGGCACUUCGAGGGCGACCAGUCAUCGCGGUUCAUCUCCGGCGAUACGCACAUUUGCACCAGACGGACGUACUCUAGAGGCAGGAGUAGCUGGAAUGCCUCGGUCACCCUCACCGCUUCGAGCUGCAUCCCUGGAUGUCCGAGCAGCGUCCAUCGCUCACGGGUCCUUAGCAUCCUUAGCUGACUCUCCCGCACCGCCCAGCCCAAGACAUGUGCCACCCAGAUGCCUUUCCCCAUUGCUAAUGCCUCCAAGACGAAUAGACCGAAGCAACUCCCUAGUGGAAAGCAGUAGCGGAGUGCCCCUCAGUCCUGGAGCAGGGGCAGCUAUAAGCGCCUUGGGAGCCCUACAACCGGACCUUUACACGAAAAGAGAGGCCCCUUUAGUCAUUGAACUAGAGGGCGCAGGCCCAUCUUUAGGAAGAAUCCACUUACGCCUGAAAUACGACUUCGAUAGAUCGGAUUUUGAAGUUCAUCUAAUCGAAGCGCACGAUCUCGCGGGAUAUGAAGCGGGAGGAUUCAACGACCCUUAUGUGCGGGUCAGUUUGCUACCCGAAGUGGACACGCGGGUUCGACAAACACCAGUCCACAGGAACGAGGCAAAUCCUUUCUUCGAUCAGCAUUUUAAAUUCCCUGUAUCUCAUGACGAACUCACCGAUAAAACCCUGCUACUACAAGUAUUUGAUUAUGACAGGUUUUCACGCAACGAAGUGAUGGGUUCAGCUAAAGUGCCUCUCUCACGUGUGGAAGUAGCGGGCGGGGCAGAAGUAUGGGCAGAGUUAUCCCGUGAAAGGAGACCGCCAGAAGAAUUGCAAGAACUCUUACUUUCUCUUUCGUUCUUGCCGUCUGCUGAGAGACUAACUGUUGUGGUGUUGAAGGCCAGGAAUCUACUGCCGCCUCAAGAAGGAAAAGAUGCUUUAGACGUAUAUGUAAAAGUGUACCUGCUCGUAAAUGGUAAACGAGUCAAGAAAAAGAAAACGAACCGGAAAGAGAUCAAUAGCCCCGUAUGGAACGAAGCGCUCUCUUUCAGUCUUCCUUCCGCGAACUUACAGGACGCUUCUAUUGAGGUGUGUGUAGUGGCGGGCGGGGGCAGCGGGCUAGUGGUUGGGUGGUGCUGCGUGGGCGCAGCCGAACCGGCGGCAGAGGGCCGUCACUGGGCGCAGAUGGCGCACGAAACGCGCAAAGCUGUGGCCAUGUGGCACACGCUCAGA
Brenthis ino (lesser marbled fritillary) is the source of this 1488-nucleotide messenger RNA. NCBI's taxonomy places the organism in Eukaryota, Metazoa, Arthropoda, Insecta, Lepidoptera, Nymphalidae. The record is from the annotation of a GenBank genome assembly.